Stereum hirsutum FP-91666 SS1 is the source of this 896-nucleotide messenger RNA. RefSeq lists its product as uncharacterized. The transcript has 7 exons. Bases 25 to 879 code for a protein of 284 amino acids. Gene Ontology annotation, cellular component: cytoplasm. NCBI's taxonomy places the organism in Eukaryota, Fungi, Basidiomycota, Agaricomycetes, Russulales, Stereaceae. The record is from RefSeq and is a predicted model, not a curated record. Gene Ontology annotation, molecular function: single-stranded RNA binding; mRNA binding; translation regulator activity. Gene Ontology annotation, biological process: positive regulation of cytoplasmic translation.
AAUCUGCACCAACGUCCACUUCGAAUGCGAGUUCUCGAGCUGGGCCAAGCAGAAACACGAACGCAAACAAUUCGGACGAGCUUUUUCGCAUGGGGAGACGAACCCGUAGCUUCGUCGUCGGCUUCAACAUCGGCAGCUGCAAGAAGAGCAGAUCCGAUGCCGGCGCCUGUUCUGGGGAAGAGGGCGUUCUCUGAACGUUCAGAUUCGAGACAAUCCUCGAGAACGGCCGAGGAAGGGCCUAAACGGUGUAAUUGCGAUAUGACCGCCAUCACGAAAGAAGUGACCAAGGAUGGCGCGAACAAGGGACGGAGCUUCUGGACUUGUCCUAACGUCAAAGUAGCGUCGUGUGGAUUCUUUGAGUGGGUGGCGGAGGGCGUGGGUGAUAGUGGUGGAGGAGCUGGGGGGAGAAGCUCCAGUGUGGGUGAGGUCAAGUCGGGCGGCUGCUUCAAGUGUGGUCAAGAAGGACAUUGGGCUAGUGCAUGUCCAAAUCCACAGGGUGGCUCUGACUCCAACAAGAGGUUCAAGUCUGGAGGAACAUUUGGAGACAGUGGUGGUACAGGUAACGCAUGCUUCAAGUGCGGCGAACCAGGGCACUAUAGUAAUGCCUGUCCAAACCCGAAUGGUGGAUCAGGCCAACGGACGAAGUCCUCAGGUGGAGGAGGCGGAGACAAUGCAUGUUUCAAGUGUGGCGAGUCUGGUCACUACAGCAAUGCCUGCCCAAAUCCUGGAGGCGCUGCGAAGCCGGCAUCUCGGGCUGGCUCAAGAGGAGGCAAACGAGGCAGAGGUCGGGGUCGGGGACGGACAAGUGGAGGGAAGUCCCGGGGAAAGUCCUCAAAAUCGGCCGGCUCGAUGUUCGGCGCUGCUGAUGACUUUAUGUGAAACGUUAACCGUGGACU